AUGAGCACAGAGACUGUGGAGUCCACAGAACCUCAGAAUGACCAGACCGACAUUGAGCCAAACGGAAUUGACUUCAACAGACAAAUUAAGACAGAGGACCUGAAUGACUCUCCCCACACCGUCUCCACACACAAGACAUGUCACCUGACUCAGGGAUCACCUGUCACCGCCAGCCAGUUGAAUGGGGAACUGCCCUCCCUGCACCAAAUUCCUCAGCUGGUGCUAAUGUCCGGCUCUCACCUCUCCUCCUCCUCGCCCUUCCUCCUGUCCCAGGCUCAAACCGGACACCAGGGUCUAGCGUUGCUCCAGUCGAAUCUCCUCUCCCUACCUUCCCAGCCUCAGGCAGGACUGUUACAGCACCAACCCGCCCUGGCUCUCACACCUCAGGCUAUGGGUAGGACAAGCCUGACAGGAUCCUCUGUGGAUGGACACCUGGACAUGUCCCACUUGCAAGUCGCUAAGCACGUUGGUCCCUCCCAGCAGGAUGAACCCAAUGACCUGGAGGAGCUCGAACAAUUCGCCAAGUCCUUCAAACAGAGACGCAUCAAACUGGGUUUCACUCAGGGCGACGUUGGGCUGGCCAUGGGGAAGCUGUAUGGAAAUGACUUCAGCCAAACCACCAUCUCACGAUUUGAGGCUCUGAAUCUAAGCUUUAAAAACAUGUGCAAACUGAAACCUCUGCUGGAGAAAUGGCUGAGCGACGCAGAGAACUCUCCCUCGGAUUCGAUGGCUAACCCUGCCACUUUACCGCCAAUCAUGGAAGGUUAUGGAAGGAAGAGAAAAAAGAGGACGAGUAUUGAGACUAACAUCAAGCUUACCCUGGAGAAACGCUUCAUGGACAACCCAAAGCCAAAUUCGGAAGAGAUCACCCUGAUCUCGGAGCAGUUGGCCAUGGAGAAGGAAGUAGUUCGCGUGUGGUUUUGUAACCGUCGACAGAAGGAAAAAAGGAUAUUUUGCAGUCCGGUGCCUACAUUACCCGUUAAAUCCCACAGUUACAACGCAAGACUGCCUUCAACUUCUAGAUCUUUCAGUCCGCUCGCUUCGGGAGGCGUGUCGUCAAGCUCCUCACCCAGCAGUCCAAGCCGGGGAUCAUCUCCAAGCACCCUGUCCUCAGCCUCAAGCCCCCUGACAUCCCAGGGAGUCAACCAGACCUUCAACUCUGCAGGAUCCUGGUAUCGAUGGAAUCCCAGCUACCAUCACUGA
Messenger RNA from Chanos chanos (milkfish), 1203 nucleotides. RefSeq names its product POU class 2 homeobox 3 (gene pou2f3). Gene Ontology annotation, molecular function: RNA polymerase II cis-regulatory region sequence-specific DNA binding; DNA-binding transcription factor activity, RNA polymerase II-specific. The record is from RefSeq and is a predicted model, not a curated record. NCBI's taxonomy places the organism in Eukaryota, Metazoa, Chordata, Actinopteri, Gonorynchiformes, Chanidae. The coding region runs from base 1 to 1203 and encodes 400 amino acids. Gene Ontology annotation, cellular component: nucleus. The transcript has 12 exons. Gene Ontology annotation, biological process: regulation of transcription by RNA polymerase II.